Molecule: messenger RNA, 4830 nt
Organism: Chelonia mydas (Green sea turtle)
Lineage: Eukaryota; Metazoa; Chordata; Testudines; Cheloniidae
Product: butyrophilin subfamily 1 member A1
Exons: 9
Coding region: 521-1999 (492 amino acids)
Biological process (GO): regulation of cytokine production; T cell receptor signaling pathway
Cellular component (GO): external side of plasma membrane
Molecular function (GO): signaling receptor binding
Source: RefSeq, a predicted model, not a curated record
CGACUCCUCCCUGGGAAGAGGGAAGAAGGUUUAGAGCUGGGGCAGGCAGAGCAAAUCAGAGAGCCAGGCACUGCAGGAAGCCGUCCAGGGAAGGAGCAGUGAGGGGAAAGCCCAGAACGGCUGAAUGGAGGGUCCCUGGAUGGGAACCUGGAAUAGGGGGCAAGCAUAGGUUCCCCUAGCAGCCACUGAGGGCGUGGUAUAGACCAGUGGGGCAGUGAAGGGGAGGAGUGCCUGGGUCAUUGGGAAGAACAGAGAACGGAAGGACUUUACCCCGUAAGCAUGGAGAAGGCUGCCUGACCUGCCUGGAGGGCUGAGUAACAAAGUGGAUGCUGUGGUUCCUGGGAGAAGAGAACACGUGCAGAGAUGGUCUGACUGCAUGCAAACUGUGGAAGCCGGGAGGGUUGACCUUGAGAACUAAUCCCCAGAGUGACCAAGACGGGGUGCCAGACUUGUGUUCUAUUUAUUCCAACGCCAUUCUGGGCUGUGCUGGCUUUUACACCAUCCUGAUUUACAGGAGAAUAUGCCCAAAGGUGGACAUUCUCUUGGACCUUCCCAGCCCAAUAGAAAACUUCUGUCUCUGCAUCUCCUGUGCAUCGUGUUCUCCCCUGUCCUGCAUAUUGUCCCCUCGGACUCAGUGAAUUUCAAAGUGGUCAGCCCCGCUGAACCCCUCAUGGUGUCUGUGGGUGAAGAUGCCCGGUUGCCCUGCCACCUCAGCCCCAGGAUGAAUGCUGAGGACAUGGAGGUGAGGUGGUUCCGGUCCAGCUUCCCUGAAGUGAUCCAUUUGUAUCAGGAUGGGAAAGACCAGCCUGAGCAGCAGAUCCUGGAAUACCAGGGGCGGACAGAGCUGCUGAGAGACAACAUCACUGAGGGAAGCGUUGUCCUGAGAAUACACAGCAUUAGGCCUGCUGACGAAGGACAGUACAGCUGCUUCUUCCAGUCUAGCACCUUCUAUGGAGCAGCCUUGUUGGAGCUGAAGGUGGCAGGUUUGGGCUCUGGGCCCCACAUCUCUAUUGCUGACUACGAGGCCGGUGGGAUCCGGGUGGUGUGUACAUCGGGUGGGUGGUACCCAGAGCCUGAAGUGCUGUGGAGAGAUUCUAGUGGGCAGCAUGUACCAUCACUGUCCCAAACGAAAUCCCAACAGGAAACUGGCCUGUUUGAAGCUCAGAUUUCUGUUGUUAUAAAAGAGAGGACACAUCCUGGUUUGAAUUGUUACAUCAGGAAUCCCCGCCUCAACCAAGAAAAAGAGUCAACAAUUCACAUAGCAGACCCGUUUUUCCCAAGGACUUCCCUCUGGGCGGUGGCUCUGGCUGUGGUCCUGAGUGUCCUGGGUUUUCUCAUUUUCCCAGCCAUUUACUAUUCUUGGAUGCAGCACAGAGGGAAAGGGAAACUCUUGGCUGAACUUCGGUGGAGAAGAGCCCAAGUAUAUGCAGUGGACGUGACUCUGGAUCCAGCCACAGCUCAGUCCAACCUCAUCCUGUCUGAGGAUCGGAAAAGUGUGAGACAUGGAGACACACGACAGGAUCUUCCCGACAACCCGGAGAGAUUUGAACCUUACGUCAUUGUUCUGGGCAUGGAGGGGUUCACGGGCGGGAGGCAUUACUGGGAGGUGGAGGUGGGAAAGAAGCCUGAGUGGACUCUGGGGGUUUGCAGGGACUCUGUGAGGAGGAAGGGGAGUAUCAGUGUCUCAUCUGAGAGUGGGUACUUUGUGGUGUGUUUGAGAGACGGAGAAAAAUACUGGGCCCGCACUUCCCCCCUAACUCGCCUCCCCGUGAGCGUCAGGCCAAGGCAGGUGGGGGUUUUCCUGGACUAUGAGGCAGGUGAGGUCUCGUUUUACAAUGUGACUGACCAGUCCCAUCUCUUCACUUUCACUGGCACCUUCUCCGGGAUGCUCCGCCCUUACUUCAGUCCUUGUCUCAAUGAAGGGGGUAAAAAUGCGGAUCCCCUGAUAAUCCGCCCGGUCCCGGCUCCGGCCGGAGGGAAUCUCGGGCCCUGUCAGUGACCCCCGCAGCAGAGACUGGCCCCUCCCACCACUGACCAGCCCCCAGGCCAGUUCUCAGGGGGAGCGUGUAAAGGCAUCAGCUGCCUGCCACCUGCUACCUCCUCCCGUCUCAGCUCUCAGCACCAGGCCUGUGAGCUGCAGGGAGAGGAGAGAGGGAGAGAAGGGGUGGGGUGAGGUGGGGUCAGGCUGCUUGGAAGUGGGGAUGCAGGGGCAGAGGGAGGUGCAGGUUCCUGGGCAUGUAAAGUGAAAAUGUGAGUCUCAUGCUGCAGGCAUUUCAGACAAUUAUUUGCACACUGAGUGUGAAUGACAGUCAGAGAAGUGCUCCUGCCUGGCCUGGUCUGAAGGGAGAGAGCCACGAGCAGUUGGGGGAGUCCCACGGCUCUGGGGAGGGCGCUGGCCUGACUCAGCUACGGCACAGAGCCCUGCUGAGACAGACAGUGUCGGGGGAGAGGGGUUGGUUGGCUUAGGGGAUGAAGUUGCUGCCCCUGACUGGACAGUGUUUCUCUGGGGGAGCACUAGGCAACUCAGCCCGUUUCCCUACAGUCUGUCCGCACGUGCUUGAGGCCUAUCGAACUGAAAUCACCCCCCAUUACACACAGUGACCAGAGUGACAGAGACCUUUUUCUGCCCAUGAUAGGACCCCACCCAGCAUUACCUGCAGCGGGGGGGGGGGGGGUUCAGUGGAUUCCCAGGUCCCCUCAAGGCCUUUACCUGCAUUAUCUGACUCCUAAAGAAAAGCCAACUCCAGGAGCUGAGGGAGUGCAACAGGUCCAACGACUGACAGGGAAUGCCCCAGCAUUUACUGUCCUGGGAGGUCUCCUCGCAGGUCUGCUCCACCACGGCCACAAGGCUCCCACUGCCCCACGUCCUUAUUGUCUCUGCCUGGAACCUGGUCCCAGUGUGAUGGAGGGAGGGGAUGGGGAAUGGGGUCAGCUGGGGAAGGAGGAUCGGGCCAGAGUAUGGGGAUUGAGAGCCCAGCCCAAGGGCUGUGUGAGCAAUGGGCCCAGAGCGUGUGAAUGGGACCUGCUCAUGGGAAGGAGCCCAGGAACUUUUCUCCUUCUUCCUCAAUGAGCUUGCGCCAAUCGGCCACACAGCCCCACUGACACACUCUUCUCUUCUGCAUGGAACCUGCUUCAGUGCCUCAACCCUCCCUUCUCCUUCCUGUCCCUCUUCAAAACCCUCUUCCCAGCGAGUCCUGAAACCACCCUCUGUCCCAGCAGGGAACACGGAAACAUAGGUCAGUGCCCUGGGUCUGUGCAGAGUGGGAGCUUCCUGAGCAGGGGCCAUGUCUGGGGGGGGGGGGGGGGGGCUAUAGGGAUUGUGGCCAGGUGCCUUAAUGGUAUACUCAGAGUAGACUGCAAGGAAUAAGGCAGACAAUCCCCCAUAUUGGUGGUUUCUUCUAUAAUUAGGGUUACCAAGUCAGUAACAAAAUUGUCUUUGUAAUACCAGCCUGGUUACCAAGAAGCUAAAUAUGAUCCCAUUUAAGCAUCCCCGCCCUUGACCCCAAUCUAUAGAGACAAUUCUAAUAUAGUGUGAGGUUAUUGAAAACCUGAUUCACCAAAAGUGAGGUUCACCAGUCCCAAAGGACUGGAGAUUGAUCCCCAAGCAAAUAUGCGUCCCAGAUCUUACCCAAUAAUCACGCAGAUGUCAAUGCUUUAGUGACUGAAACAAAAGGUUUUAAUAAUAAAAGGGGAACAGAAGGAAGAAAGUUGCAGUGGUUAAGAGAUCAGGAUACAUACAGAUAUGUGAAAAGCCUUCAGGUCCCAGUUUCAUAGCAGAGAUGGCAAUGCUGCUGAUUUGUAAAAGUCUUUCUGGAAUCAAUUUGAAAGGUUUUAGUCCAACAGUCAGUCCAAGGGUAGAGUUUGUUCAGAUUCUUCUGUGAGAAUUCCAGGGUAAACCCAGAGUAAACCCAGAGACCUCAGUCUUGUGGCUUAGACCUUCCCUGUCAAAGUUUAAGCAGACCUGAGAUAAAAAAGGAUCAAGCUCUGGGAUAUUUUCUUAAUAGUCCUCUAGCAAUUGAUAAACUUCUUGACAGCAAUUAUCACAGCAGCAUCUUCUCCCAAGGAAGAACAGGCAGUGCAGAUUGUUGUUUUGAAGCUAAUCUUCUAUCUCCUAGAUGAACUAGUUGUGUUCAUUUACAUAAGGCAAUAAGCCAGUCAAACUGUCAAGACAGUUCACAGGUAGUUUACUAUGUGGAAUUACAAGUUUCAAGGAGAGGUUAGGAUAAUUAUAUUACUGUACCACAAGUCCCAUCUAAAUAAUAAUACACCCUUUUGACCUCUGAAUCCAUAGAACACAGCAUUAUGAAACAGGAACAGGAUUAGCAUCUACAAGCUAAUUAGAUCACACUGUUAAAAUUCUAACGAGAUACAGGUAAACACAGACAAAUACACUUAGCAUCUACCUGUGAUUUCUAUUACUACAAAUAAAUGUGUUAAUGAUUGCUGGUCUAGGACAUCUCUUUGAAAUUCACGUACAAGUAGAUUGUCUUGGUUACAUUUCAAUACGUCUUGUUAAGUUAUAGGUCAUACCCAAGUUGACCCUUCUGUCACCAUCACAGAAGCACUGUUAAGACAGAUGCUUUCAGAGCCUUUUACAGAACAACAUCAUGUUUGUUUUUUGAGUAUUCUGUUAAUUAGAUUCUUCUUUCUUUCACUGAAAAACGUCUCUGAAGUUAUCUUUAUACUCCAGGUGCUUUGUUGCGAUGUGUCAUUUCAACUUUGCAGGUUUCAUUGCUUCAUAUGAUAGGAUUUGUAAGCAUGUGUUGCAUCUCGGUUGUCAAUCACUGAAUGCCAUAAAACCAAAAUCAAUAGAACUAUUGUCAAACUUUC